AUGAUCAUCUGUACGAACACAAUGGACUACCCCUUAAGAGCUCAGUGCCAGCGAGUCCAGAAACAGAUGGUGGUAAAUGGUGAGAAGGAGCGUGUGUCGCUGCUCUUCAUGAAGGCCCUAGUGAGCAGGGGCAGUGUGGACACUGUGGCUCAACAGAUGGCUGUACACCCUCACUAUCUGGAGAGCUUCUUACGCACUCAGCACUACAUCCUCCACAUGGAUGGCCCACUGCCACUGCCACACCGCCAUUACAUUGCCAUCAUGGCGGCAGCGCAACAUCACUGCAACUACCUGGUGCAUCUGCACUCGGCACAGUUCCUGAGGGUGGGAGGAGACCCUUUGUGGCUACAAGAUCUGCAGGCAGCUCCGGCUCGGCUCCGCCUUCUGGACCAGAUAAACAAAGUUCUGGCUCACAAGCCGUGGCUUACAUCCUGUGCACACAUCCAGGCUCUGUUGAAGUCCGGUGAGCAGUGCUGGUCUCUGGCGGAGCUGGUGCAGGCUGUUGUGAUCCUAGCUCAUUGCCAUUCACUUUGCUGCUUUGUGUUUGGGUCUGAUGCUGAUUCAAACUGUUCAUCAUUCUCCAAAUCUCCUAAUGGUACUUCGCCAAAGUUCUGCUUCAUUGACUCUGCCAAUGGAAACACCAAUGUGCCUCCAUCACUGAGCUCGUCCCCCGAUCUCAUCACUCACCGAAGGUCUUUAGACUCUAGCAGUGGCAUGACGUGUUUAAAGGAGAGGAUUCAAAAGUCUCAAGAGGAGUGUGAGAAGAGAGAAGUGCGGCUAAAAACUCAGGUGCUUCAACAAGCCGACCUGGAAGAAGAGGAGGAGGUGAUCUGCUCCACAGACUCAUCUCGUUUUAUCACAGAUCCUGACUUCUGCUACAAGGAGUUUGCACAACGAGAUGAUGACCACUUUGAAGUCUUUAGAGUGCAGGAUUAUUCAUGGGAGGAUCAUGGCUUCUCUUUGGUUAAUCGGUUGUAUUCCGAUAUUGGGCAUCUUUUAGAUGAUCGAUUUCGAAGUGUGGCAACUAUUCCAUCUUUGAACACUCAUGACUUGAGAAGGGCAAUCUGGAACUACACACAUUGUGUUUUAGGAAUACGGUAUGACGAUUAUGACUAUGGUGAAGUCAACCAUCUAUUGGCCCGAGACAAGUUCUACAUCAAAGCAGUGGCUUGUUUUCCAGACACCACUAAAACACCAGGGUGCCGGCUCAGUUGGACCUCGCUAAAACCUUCAGAACAGAUUCACGUCAACCUGUUGAUCAUGGAGGCGCGGCUGCAGGCGGAGCUGCUGUACAGUCUGCGGGCCAUCACUCAGUAUAUGAUUCUAUGA
Molecule: messenger RNA, 1329 nt
Organism: Knipowitschia caucasica
Lineage: Eukaryota; Metazoa; Chordata; Actinopteri; Gobiiformes; Gobiidae
Source: the annotation of a GenBank genome assembly